Symbiodinium necroappetens is the source of this 2256-nucleotide messenger RNA. Lineage: Eukaryota; Dinophyceae; Suessiales; Symbiodiniaceae. The record is from the annotation of a GenBank genome assembly.
CUAUGGGUAAGAAGAAGGCGGCCGAAGACUCACCGGAUGUGGCUAAUGUCAUGGCUAUGUUGCAAUCGAAAGGAUUGCUGAAACGGGGUCCCGAUCAGCCCGAAGCUGCUGCCGAUCCGUCGACCCAGAAGAAAGCCAAGGAUCAGCCCCAGAAAGCCCAGGAUCAGUCCACCCAGAAGAAAGCCAAGGCCACCCAGAAGAAACCCGAGGAUGAGUCCACCCAGAAGAAUAAACCCGAGGAUCAGUCCACCCAGAAGAAACCCGGGGAUCAGUCCACCCAGAAGAAUCCCGAGGAUCAGCCCCAGAAGAAAGGCAAGGAUCAGCCCCAGAAGAAAGGCAAGGAUCAGCCCCAGAAGAAAACCCAGGAUCAGUCCCAACCCAGCAAGGUGCCAGCUGCCGAGGCCGAGGCUGAGGAAUCCGAUUCGGAGGGUCCUUUUGUGGAGUGGCCACCUGAAAAGCCAAUCGGUCCGUUUUUGGAGGUGGGGCUUAACGUGAUGGUAGAGUGGUCAAACCUAGACAACGUGUGGAAGGCUUGCAGGGAGUCAGACAGAGAGUUCUACAAAACGCUGGAGUAUGAGGAGCUUUUGCAGAUGAUGGAGGUUGCUGGCGAGGAGAGGCACCCGGGCCCCGUUUUGGAGGUGAACAACUGGAAUGGCAGCCCCAGCCCUGCCACGAAGGAGAAGGACCCGACCGUGAGCCCCGAAGAGGUGAGGCCAACCAACCUGGGUGCGAAGUUCAAUCAUGUGCAGCGGUCGAACUCCGAAAGGUCCCUGACUACUUUGGUGCUCGGUGCCCACAAGGCCAACGAGCAGGCGUACAAGGAUCGCCCACCCUCGGUGGUUGCUGGUGGUGACAAGGGCGAGGCGGCCUAUGAAGGGCUGGUGAGUGCAUCUCAAGUUGGCAGUGACAGCGAUCUACGAAGUCUGGUCACAUCGAUGCAGUCAGAGAUCACUAGGCUCAAGGCCCUGCUGGAUGCGAAGCCGCCGGCUGCCACAACCUCGGCCGAGCCCAAGCGGGAGGAGCAGGAAGGUGACGAGGAUGAUGAUGAAGAAGAUGAUGAUGAGGAGGAGGCUGAGGAAGAGGGUGAUGAUGAAUAUGAAACCCCGCCGCCAAAGGGCACAAAGCCUGCUGAUGAUUCGGUAACCAAGGGCCCAAAGUCUAACAAGGGGCCCAACUCCACUACCCACCGUGCUGCGUGGAUGAAAUUCGGUCGGAGAAUGGACAGCCAGGGCUCAGAGUUCCCCGAAAUGAGCAAGAUGUGGAAUGGUUCGAAAGAAGAAACCUGGAACAGCACGCAGUGUUUGCAAAAUGGCUGGAGAAGGACAAAGAUCGAGAACAUAGUGAGAAAGGGUGGAACCCCUGAUCCCGAUGCUCCUCAGUGCCUCGAAUCCAUCAUUUACCUUUGCCGGAAGAAGACGAACGUGGACGAGUCCGAGAAGGUUUCCCAGACCGGAGAAGUGAAAGCAGGCAUCAAGGCCAGUGCCAAGGCCGUGGCCCCUUUGAUGCAUUUGAGCGGAAUGCCAGCUCCAACGACCUCGGGCAACACCGAUGCAGUUUUGCAGCUUGCUGCAAAUGUUUUGGCUUCGGGCACCAAGUCAGCAUUAAGUGGCGACGCCGCCGCCGCCCCGAAGAAGGCCCCGAAAAGCAAGGCCAAAAGCAAAUCGAAAGCCCUGCUCCAAGCGGCCAAGACAACGAAGGAUCUUUUGGAGGAUUGCAAAGAGCUGAAAAAGGAGUACACGGCGGCCAACAUUUGCUGCGACCUCCCAAAAAACCAUCCGUUGCGAAAGGAAAUGGAGAAGCAUAAGGGCGAUCUGGAAAACCAGAUGGACUUGUUGAAAGAAGUGGAUGACGAGGAGGCCCAGGAGUUCAUUGACAAUUGCAAAGCAAUGGUUGAAAAGGCCCGAAUGACGCGAGCACAGGUUCGUGCUGUGGACUGGACUUUGGGGGCUAGGGCACAGCACCUCUACAUCGAAGGCUCGUCGACUUCUACCCUACGAGAUGAACUGGAUCGGGUGUCACUCGGCUCUCAUAGGUUGGCAAAAACUAUUGGCCGUGGCUAUGCGUCUGUGAAGCAUGCUUCGGAGAUUGGUGGGGCACUGGUUGGUGCAAUGGCCAAAGCUGGUCAUCUUGAUAUGUUGGUCGCUGACUGGGAUAUGGUGGCCCGGCUAUAUGCCUUCGUGACUGGCUUUCGUGGCGACUGGAAAGCACUUCGACAAGCUUUCAACUUCAAUCGGUAUGCCGACCGCGACAAGGCAG